This is a messenger RNA of Medicago truncatula (barrel medic), 909 nucleotides long. RefSeq names its product transcription factor PRE3. The transcript has 2 exons. Lineage: Eukaryota; Viridiplantae; Streptophyta; Magnoliopsida; Fabales; Fabaceae. Gene Ontology annotation, molecular function: protein dimerization activity. The record is from RefSeq and is a predicted model, not a curated record. The coding region runs from base 308 to 586 and encodes 92 amino acids. Gene Ontology annotation, biological process: regulation of growth; regulation of DNA-templated transcription.
AUUUACUCUCUUUCCAAAACCCUAUUUAAAAACAACCAUAACCCUCUUGGUUCUCCCAUGCAAUACUUGUCUUUCUUUCUUCUUCUCCAACAUCACUAUCCCUUCCCCAUUCCUUGUUGGAAGCUAGUCACUCCUUAGUGCACCUAUCUCCAUAUCCUAUUUCAAUUUGUCUUUGAAAUUUCCAUACAUUACAUUUUCUAUACCAAAUCACUAAGAUUAAGGUCACAUAUAUAUCCAAAACUAAAGUAGUAUAGUAUAUUUGUUUUCUAGGAUUCACCUAGGCUUGAAAUUAUUGAAUUUUAUAAAGAUGUCUAGUAGGAGGUCGCGGUCACGGCAAACAAGUAGCUCGAGGAAUAUCACCGACGAUCAGAUCCAUGAUCUUGUCUCCAAGUUGCAGCAACUUCUUCCUGAGAUUCGCAAUAGGAGCUCUGACAAGGUUUCAGCUUCGAGGGUAUUGCAGGAGACUUGCAACUAUAUUAGAAACUUGAACAGGGAAGUCGACGACCUAAGCGAGCGUUUGUCUGAGCUAUUGGCUACAACAGACACAGCACAAGCAGCAAUAAUUAGAAAUUUACUUAUGCAAUAGAUUUUUCUUGUUUCAUUAUUUUUAAUUAGCACUCAAGGACUUUGUGACCUGAUGUAUUUCUUCUUCAUUUUCGUACUUCAGUUUUAAAUUUGUAUUUCCUAAUUUCAUCCACUUAAUGCAAGUUUUCUAGUUUAUGUUUUUUUUUACCUUUUUGGGAGGUACAAAGACAAUAUUAUAAAUCAUUACCAGUUAUAUUGUCUUUGUCUUAUGUGCACGAGUAAAAUAGUCUUGUACCAUGCAUAAAUAGUAUGUUUUUUAUUAUUAGAUCGAUAAGUCUCAUUUAUCUCGUAUUAUUCAAUGGUGGAAUAUAUUUAUUCAAUGAU